Messenger RNA from Coprinopsis cinerea okayama7#130, 1056 nucleotides. RefSeq names its product biotin synthase. Gene Ontology annotation, molecular function: biotin synthase activity; 2 iron, 2 sulfur cluster binding. The coding region runs from base 1 to 1056 and encodes 351 amino acids. The transcript is spliced from 10 exons. Gene Ontology annotation, biological process: biotin biosynthetic process. Gene Ontology annotation, cellular component: mitochondrion. Lineage: Eukaryota; Fungi; Basidiomycota; Agaricomycetes; Agaricales; Psathyrellaceae. The record is from RefSeq and is a predicted model, not a curated record.
AUGUUGGUAGUAAAACCUGAGAUGUCUACCAGCUCCACCCCAACCCCAGCGACGCGACAUGACUGGAGAAGAGAGGAAAUUCAGACAAUCUACGACUCGCCAUUGAUGGAACUGGUCUUCCGUGCAGCAUCGAUCCAUAGACAACAUCAAGAUCCAAGCAAAAUUCAGCUAUGUACACUCAUGAACAUCAAAACCGGAGGAUGCACUGAGGAUUGCUCUUAUUGUUCCCAAUCUUCGAGGUAUUCGACGCCAACGAAGGCUUCGCGUCUGGUCGACAUCGAACCUGUCCUCGAGGCGGCCCGGAAGGCCAAAGAGAACGGAAGCACCCGCUUCUGCAUGGGUGCUGCCUGGAGAGAUCUUGCUGGUCGCAAGCGAGGGUUCGAGAGAAUCCUCCAGAUGGUCCGCGAAGUCCGCGGUAUGGGCAUGGAAGUUUGCACCACACUUGGCAUGCUUUCGCCUGAACAAGCACGUCAACUCAAGGAGGCUGGCUUGACUGCUUACAAUCACAACCUCGACACGUCGAGAGAAUUCUACCCCCAAGUUAUUACUACACGCUCGUACGAUGAACGUUUGGAUACGAUUGCUGCCGUGCGAGAAGCUGGAAUUAGUGUCUGCUCUGGGGGUAUUUUGGGCUUGGGUGAAUCGGAUGCGGACCGCGUAGGUCUCAUUUGGGAGGUUUCCAACAUGCCGGAACAUCCGGAAUCGUUCCCAGUCAAUGCUUUGGUUCCGAUCGAAGGCACGCCCUUGGAGAAAAACGAGAGGGUUCCCCACCACACCUUGCUUCGAACCAUCGCGACUGCAAGAAUAGUAAUGCCCAAGACUAUUAUCAGAUUGGCUGCUGGACGCAACACCCUUUCCGAAGCUGAACAAGCAAUGUGUUUCAUGGCUGGAGCGAACGCUGUAUUUACAGGCGAACAGAUGCUCACCACGCCUUGUUCUCCUUGGGAUGAGGAUAAGGCGAUGAUGUCGCGAUGGGGACUGGAAGGGAUGGUCAGUUUCCAGCAAGAGAGCGUUGCGGAGAAGGAGAGGGGGCGACUUGAGGCUGCAUCUAUGUGA